CAGAAUAAGAUGUCAAGGCAGGUGGUGAGGUUGUCCUCUGUAUUAUUUUGUUUUUGAGUUAUAAGUACCCUAGACAAAUAUUUUAUUAUUGUGUAAUGAGUUAAACUACUAUUUAUUUUUUUUCCCUUUGGACCUGCUAGCUGAUGUUGUAAUGUUCUGCAGUGCACAUGUUUGGACUCUCAGGGCCGCUGUUGACUAAUGUAGAGAAUUUCCCUUCAUUUGAUACGUUAAACACAGAAAGAGACGCACAUACAGCACACAGGCGUAGCUGAUAAACACAGGAGAUAUCCUCGCUGUGGUUUAUUUAUUUCGAGUUCAAGAAACACGGACAGAAUCCGUUUUGCUCUGGAGUACUAUCUAUUCGGGAAAACCAGGCGCUUUUGAGUACAGCAGGCAUUUUUUUUCUCCAGCUUUUAACGAAGAGAAAAUGUCGGGCAGAACAAUGAGAUGGCAAGUACUGUUGUUUGUGUCGGUCUCUUCCCUCAGCACAGUUGUCGGGCAGGUCGCUUACUCGAUUCCUGAGGAAAUGUCAAAAGGCUCUGUAGUUGGUAAUAUAGCGCAGGAUUUAGGUAUAAAUGUAAAGAGACUAAAAUCGGGUAAGGCGCGUAUAUAUACAGAAGACAAUGGAAAAUACGUCGAGCUGAAUAAAGACAGAGGCGUCCUGCUUGUCGGAGAAAGAAUUGACAGAGAGACGCUCUGCGGGCAGACAACACCUUGUGCUUUACAUCUUCAAAUUACACUUGAAGACCCGAUUGAAUUCUAUACCGUUACUGUCGAAAUUAACGACAUUAACGACAAUGCUCCGAGCUUCAAAAAGGAUGAAAUAAAAUUUAGGAUUAGUGAGUCGGCUGUGACUGGAGCAAAAUUUGUGCUAGAGCGAGCAAUGGAUCCAGACGUAGGUGUGAACGGAUUGCAGAGUUAUUCGCUACAACCUACUGACAGUUUUAAUCUAAAACUCCAAAAUCAGCAAGACGGGAGUAAAAAGGUGGAGAUGGUGUUGCAGAAACAUCUAGACAGAGAGGCGCAACAGCAUCUCUCUUUAAUUCUCACAGCUGUUGACGGUGGUGAGCCUCAGCUGUCGGGAACAGUGCGAAUAGAAAUUUCCGUGCUAGAUGUCAACGACAAUGCUCCAGUAUUUACGCAGGAAGUCUAUAAGGUGACUAUAAUGGAGAAUGCUGCAAAGGGUGCAAUUUUGUGUACUGUUAGUGCUACAGAUGCAGAUGAAGGUUCUUAUGGGAAGGUUAUUUAUUCAAUAACAAACACGUUAGACGGUGUCCCUGUAAUGUUUCACAUUGCCGAAGAAAGUGGUGAGGUAUCCCUAACUGGAAACCUUGAUUACGAAAAGGCACAGCUCUAUGAAAUACACGUACAGGCUAGUGAUGAUGGGGGACUAACAGAUUCAGCUAAGAUUCUUGUUGAAGUAACCGACAUAAACGAUAAUCACCCAUCUAUUAAUAUAAUGUCUAAAACAAAUUCUGUAACAGAAAAUUCAAGGCCAGAAACAGUUGUAACAAUUUUCAAUGUUCAAGAUCCCGACUCUGGUGAAAAUGGCAAAGUAGCAUGUAAUAUCGAAGGACAUGUGCCAUUUCUGAUCAAAUCAACAUCUAAAAAGUUCUUUAGUCUAGUUACAGACAGUGAUUUAGACAGAGAGAGAGCCUCUGAGUAUAACAUCACUGUGACCUGC
Molecule: messenger RNA, 1684 nt
Organism: Neolamprologus brichardi
Lineage: Eukaryota; Metazoa; Chordata; Actinopteri; Cichliformes; Cichlidae
Product: protocadherin gamma-A11-like
Biological process (GO): homophilic cell-cell adhesion
Cellular component (GO): plasma membrane
Molecular function (GO): calcium ion binding
Source: RefSeq, a predicted model, not a curated record